Molecule: messenger RNA, 2179 nt
Organism: Haliaeetus leucocephalus (bald eagle)
Lineage: Eukaryota; Metazoa; Chordata; Aves; Accipitriformes; Accipitridae
Gene: APOD
Product: apolipoprotein D
Exons: 5
Coding region: 104-673 (189 amino acids)
Biological process (GO): tissue regeneration; brain development; lipid transport
Molecular function (GO): cholesterol binding
Source: RefSeq, a predicted model, not a curated record
GAGAGCUCACCACAGAGCUGUUUCUUGCAGCCCUGGUCCUCUGCAGAGCAUCACUCCGCCUUAUCAGCCAAGGUCCAUCUCCUGCCUGCAUCCCAGCGCAGCCAUGCUGGGCACAGCAGUGCGGCUCUCGGUCCUGCUCGGCUUCCUCGGCUUUGGGAAAGGCCAGAUGUUUCACAUGGGACCAUGCCCAGAUCCACCAGUCCAAGAAAACUUCGAUAUCAACAAGUAUUUGGGGAAAUGGUACGAGAUAGAGAAGCUGCCAUCAAGUUUCGAGAAAGGAAGCUGCAUCCAGGCAAAUUACUCGUUGAGGGAGAACGGGAAGUUCAAGGUGAUCAACAAGGAGAUGCUUUCCAGUGGAAAAGUCAAUGAAGUUGAAGGAGAAAUGAUGCACAUGGAUGUGAAGGAGCCGGCCAAGCUGGGCGUCCGCUUUAACUGGUUCAUGCCUUCUGCCCCUUACUGGGUCAUCUCCACCGACUAUGAAAACUAUUCACUGGUUUACUCCUGCACCAACAUCCUCUGGCUCUUCCAUGUUGACUAUGCCUGGAUUAUGUCAAGAUCUCCCGACAUGCACCCAGAAACCGUGGAGCACCUGAAGAGCAUUCUCCAGUCCUACAAGAUUGACACCGAGAAAAUGAUGCCCACGGAUCAAGUUAACUGCCCUCCUGAGAUGUAACUCCCGGCACACAGCGACACAGCGCCAGGCCAGCGAUGAACUUUGUUGCUUUCUUUAUUAUCCAUUAGAAUUUCUCUAUGUAAUAGAGAAAUGUAAUAAUCCUUUCGCUAACAGUAGUUUGCCAGCCCUGAGUUACUCCUUGCUGUCGUUCCCUCUAUCGCUCUCCCCGCUUUUUUGUCUCGCCCUGACUUUCGCAGUGUAACUGACUGAUUCAAAGCUAAUGGGUGAAGAAGAGAAACCGUGAAGUGCAGAUGCCCAUGGACCAAUGUAACUGCCCUCCCGAGACGUAACUCAUGGCAUGCAGUGACACAGCGCCAGGCCAGGUCUGCUGUUGCUGUGAGUCCUCCAGUAUGUGGAUGGGAAAGGGUAUGAGAUGUCAUGUGCAAGUAUUAGUCCUGGGGAAAAACCUUUCAUCACACAGCUCCAGGUUUGUUUCCCAUUUUAGUCUUGAUGCUUCUGGGCCUGCUAGGAGUCUACGGUGUCUGAGCUACAUUGCGGGCACUGCCUUCCCAAUGGCAAUGCCCAGACACGGUGGGUCGGUCCUACAGCCUGGGAACUGAGACUGGGGGUCUUGAAUGUUUUCUGGUGCAGAAUGUUGCUGCCAAGUCAGAGGACCUCCUCGCUAGAAACCAGAUCUGGCCCUUCGUAUUUAAAGUCUAAAAAUGUCCAGAAAUUCAGCAUCCCUCCACCCCCAGUGUCUGUAUGUGUCCUGUCUUGCCUCUAGUGAGGCUAGUCCUGCACUCCCAAGGGGUCAGCUCUGAGAGUACCCAUAAGCAGACAGAAGGAGACAGGGCUGCUCCCUUGCCCUCUCCUCUGGAGGCUUUUCCCUGAACACCGAGAGACGGCAGGCUCUGCCUGACAUCCUGCUCACCGCUUUUGUACGUGCCAAGUGCCUGCUGGCAUUGCAUCUGCCCAGGCAGGUGUUCACCAGGCACCGCGACAACUCUGCUUGAAUAGCAUUGAUGCAACUCAUUAAAAAUUAAAUCAAAGUAUCUUGCUUUGUGGGAGCUUUUGUACCUUCCCAGCUGCAUGACCCUUUCGAGCAGGCCAGGGGCUUGGCGUGUGGGGUCUGCCUCUCCUCUGAGGCCAGGGCAGCGCCAGAGUGGGAGCGCAAUGCAACAUAAGCAACCACGUCUGAAGUUAAAUGGUUUGCUCCAGGAGCCUGAAGGUCUUUCCAGCUCCCUGGGGUCCGAUGUGUGGGUUUCCCCCAUCGCCAGAGCCAUGCCAGCAAACCCUUGUCAUGGCUUUGGCUGGCAGCGACCCCCAUCUCCUGCUGCUUUCACUGACGUGAAGAAAUAAUGAUGCGGGCAUAGCAUACUGUAAAACUGCAGGACGUGUUCUACACCUGCUGUGGUGGGACCUCGAUUGGGGUGUGUGUGCAGCAAAGCGCUUUCUUGCCCUGGGAGGGCUGCAGGAGCUGGGCAGGGAGCCAGCAUUUCACUGAUCUUGACCAGUCGGAGGAGGCUGAGAUGGGAGGGAGGCCUUGCAGGGAUCAGAAAGAACCGC